UCACAAAACUGCUUCCAUUGAUGCCAAACUUCUUUUUUUUAAAGAUAUUUCUGCUAUGAACUUAAAUCAUAAGGAAUAAACUCCUCCCUCUCGAGUUGCUCUUCUGUCAAGUAAAAAAAAAAAAAAAGGAGAAGAAACGUGCACGGAGAGGAGGACCCUGCUUCCGAUGUGGAGUCGUGGAAGUUGACGAUGGGAUUACCGGCUCUUAAACAUUCACGUUUACACUCGCAAAACAAAUGAAAGUGCAACGAGGUCUCCGUGAGCAGGUCCGACUCACUGACUGAUGGAAAUAGAGAAGAGGAAGAAAGAAAGAAGAAAAGCUCAAGCAGAAAGCGCCAUGCACUGGCGGAGCAGCGCGUAACGCUUCUUUUUAUUGUUUUGUUUCACUUCUUUUUAUUUCUUGGGUGAAAUGUAGUUUAUCGCCCGCUUUUUUGUUUGUUUUGUUUGGACCAUGUAGGAAGUGUUCGUGCUUUGCGUGUAGUAUGUGAUCGAGUCCGAUAUGUCUAAUGUGACGCCGAGUAAAAGCGUGGAAUGGCUGCAGCUCCAGUUGGAGUCCGGCGGCGCUUCUCCUUCGCCGCUGCUGCUGGACUGCCGCCCGCACGAGCUCUACGAGUCGUCGCACAUCGAGAGCGCCAUGAACCUGGCCAUACCGGGGCUGAUGCUCCGCCGGUUCAAGAAGGGCAACAUACCGAUACGGACCAUCAUCCCCAACCACGAGGACAAGGAGAAGUUCAUCCGGCGGUGCAAGUCGGACACGGUGCUGCUGUACGACGAGUGCACGGCGGACUGGCAGGACAGCGGCGCUCCGGCGUCCGUCUUGGGUCUACUUCUUCAAAAGCUGUGGGAGGACGGCUGCCGGGCGUAUUACCUGGAAGGUGGAUUUGUAAAGUUUCACACAGAGUACCCGGAGCACUGUGAGACCCUCCUGGACAGCUCCUGUCCCAGCUCCUCUCCUCCGCUGUCGGUCCUGGGUUUUGGAAAUCUCCGGAUCAGCUCGGAUUGUUCCGACGGGGAGUCCGAUCGAGAGCCGAGCAGCGCCACGGAGUCCGAGGAGAGCCCCGUGCCCAGCAACCAGCCGGCCUUCCCCGUCCAGAUCCUACCCUACCUUUACCUGGGCUGCGCCAAAGACUCCACCAACCUGGACGUGCUGGGCCAGUACAACAUCAAGUACAUCCUGAACGUCACACCCAAUCUCCCCAACAUGUUUGAGCACGACGGACACUUCAGGUACAAACAGAUCCCCAUUUCGGACCACUGGAGCCAGAACUUGUCCCAGUUCUUCCCAGAGGCCAUAUCAUUUAUAGAUGAAGCUCGGUCCAAGCAGUGCGGCAUCCUGGUCCACUGCCUGGCCGGCAUCAGCCGCUCCGUCACGGUCACCGUGGCCUACCUGAUGCAGAGGCUCAACCUCUCGCUCAACGACGCCUACGACUUCGUCAAGAGGAAGAAGUCCAACAUUUCCCCGAACUUCAACUUCAUGGGUCAGCUCCUGGACUUCGAGCGGACGCUGGGGCUGCACAGCCCCUGCGACAACCGCUCCACCGGCGAGGAGCAGCUCUUCUUCACCACGCCGACCAAUCACAACGUCUUCCAGCUCGACACGCUGGAGUCGACAUGAGCGGCGAUCGGAUUUGGCUUUUGUCGUCUCCUGAGGGGGGUUUUUUUCCCGAAGAAGCAGCUCGGUCGCGGUAUUCCUGAACCAAAAUGAGCGAUGAUCCGUCGAAGGAACGGAGGACGCGAUCCUUUCCACCCAGCCGGCCUUAAUUUCUAACGCGGCGGUGACAUGGCAUUAAUCAAGAGCAGAACAUUUCAUAACCUUUCUAUUCAAUCUAGGAUUGUUUGACUGUUAUUCGUUGUUCACCAGCUGUAAAAGCGGAUCUUGAUGUUUCCAUUUAUUGCCUUUGAUGCUCUAGGCCAAUCGGGAGUGGGGUUUUCUUCUGGGGGACCGAUCGGAUUGUUUGAGAGAAUUAAGCUACGACGGCGAUCCGGCCUUGAAAUAUCGUCCAGUUUUUCUUCGGAUGACUGGUUGCAGCAGAAUGGCGUUGCCACGGAGAGCGUUUCCUCUGUUGUCGUGUAAGCGGCGUGACGUUGAGACGGUUCGGGGAGAUCCCGCGGCCGCUCGCCGUUCAAAAUAUCAAAGUUAGAAAACAUUAAUCUCCAGAAACGCCCCCUGUAUACAUUCGAUCUCUUACAAAUGCAUUAUUUGCAUGUGCUUACGUUCCACCGAGAACCUUGUUUUGUAACCUCUGGGUCAUAUUUCCUGUUGUUGUUGUUGUUGUUGAGGCUGUCAGCCGUCCUCCGGUCUCUGAAACGAGCGAGCGCGCGAAACGAAAGAGGGAACGAAAGAAGACGAGUUUGACAAAAUGUGUUCUUACCUCACAGAGACAUUUUCAGGGAUUAUCAUUAUUAUUAUUAUUUGGUUUUUUAUACCGGUCAUCUGCGUCUCGUCACGGGCUCUCAAAGUGACCCGGGGGCCGUUUCGGUCUGUUUGUAAAGAUGUGCAUAAAAUGCGGUCGCUGCGGGGGACAUUUUUUUCUUCUUUUUAAAAUCAUGAAGGAUGUGAAAGUGUUCUGACCCGUUUGUAAAGUGUUUGUAAAGCUAAAGAUGUCCAAGACAUUCUGUACAAGUUCAUACAACAAAUAUAUUGUAUAUUUUUACUUGAAAAUG
Pseudoliparis swirei is the source of this 2664-nucleotide messenger RNA. Its product is annotated as dual specificity protein phosphatase 7-like. The record is from RefSeq and is a predicted model, not a curated record. Gene Ontology annotation, molecular function: protein tyrosine/threonine phosphatase activity; MAP kinase tyrosine/serine/threonine phosphatase activity. Gene Ontology annotation, biological process: protein dephosphorylation; negative regulation of MAPK cascade. Gene Ontology annotation, cellular component: cytosol; cytoplasm. The coding region runs from base 500 to 1615 and encodes 371 amino acids. The transcript has 3 exons. NCBI's taxonomy places the organism in Eukaryota, Metazoa, Chordata, Actinopteri, Perciformes, Liparidae.